This is a messenger RNA of Aspergillus terreus NIH2624, 1392 nucleotides long. Its product is annotated as phosphotransferase family protein. The coding region runs from base 1 to 1392 and encodes 463 amino acids. The record is from RefSeq and is a predicted model, not a curated record. Lineage: Eukaryota; Fungi; Ascomycota; Eurotiomycetes; Eurotiales; Aspergillaceae. The transcript has 2 exons.
AUGGACUGGGAUGAACGCGCCCACGCUUCUCACUAUGCUGAGUCCCUUUCAUGGGCCCGACGAUUUAACAGCAUCAAGGGACCUCCAAUCGCGACCUGGGUUUCAACAUUUCGAGAUAAUCAGCCUUCAAGUGUUUUCGGCGAUAAUUGCGGGUCUUUCAAUUGGAGCUGCAGAGUCAAAUUCGAUGACGGUGUACAAUGGAUGGUACGGUUUGCAGUGCCUGGCCGGGUAAUGGAUGGUGAUGGAAAAAUUACCUACGAGGCUGCCACAAUGCAGUUUGUCAAAGAGAAGACGAACAUCCCUGUGCCAUCUGUUAUAGCAUGGGGACUCAGUCAUGAGAAUCCGCUUGGCCUGGGGGCGUUCAUCAUUAUGGAGUUUAUUGAGGGAGAACCUUUAGACAUGAUCUUAAGGCAAGGGACUGGCCCGGAAAAAGCUCACUCUCUCCGGUUGGACAUCAGUGAUGAAGAACUUGAGAAGAUAUACCGCCAGAUUGCCAAUUUUCUGUUGGACCUUUCGGCACAUGAUUUUCCGCGGAUGGGUUCGCUCUCCGGGGAUGCGGAUUUCAACAGUGUCAUUAAUUCGAGGCCAUUGACGCUGAAGAUGAAUGAUAUAGAGAGCCAUGGGGGCGUUCGCGUUGGUGGCCAUAUUCCCGCAACAUUCUCUUCAGCUACCAGCUAUUUUCAAUAUGUGGCGAAACAAGAUAUGCAGCAACUGUGGGAUCAACCGAAUUCGGUCGAUGAUAUGGAAGAUGCUCGUCGCAAAUAUCUCCAUAAUAAGAUACUUACGGCCCUUGUUCCCCGUUUCAUUGACAACAAGUAUGACCGUGGCCCUUUCAAGUUGAUUUGCGACGACUUCCGGUUUGGAAAUAUGCUCGUCAACAACGCACAGGAUCUAGAGAUAGUCGCUGUGCUAGACUGGGAAUGGGCGUACACAGCACCGUUUCAGAUGCUUUACUCACCCCCGCGGUGGCUACUUCUGAAGAAACCAUUUGAUUGGGAAGAUGAGGAUGUUUCCAAGUACAAUUCGCUGCUUAAGUUGUUUACUAAGGUGCUGGACGAGGAGCAGCAAAAAAGAGCCGAAAUUUGCUCAAUGCCCAGAAUGGCGGCCCUCAUGCGCGAAUCUAUGGAGGACGGAAGAUUCUGGUUCCACGAGUUAAUAUACUGCUGCUUCGAAUCGCCCGACAGCCGGGCUUGGCUUGCUCUUCGACAGCUUUUACCUUCUAUCGAUGAGCUCGCGACAGUUGCCGGCUCUGACGUUGAACUGUUCGUGAACAGGAAGAUGGAGCAGCUAAACCAGUAUAAUGUGGAAUGGACGGCAAUGAAAGAGGAGCUCGAUAGAAAGGAGGCGGAAUUCCAAGCGUUGAAGGCAAGAGUAGAGGAGGAUACAGUUUAG